AAUUGCAAAUGGCGCUCAGAGUGUUCGCAAUGACAUUGACUUCGUUAACAGAAAUUAUAUUUGAAAAAAUAUAGAUUAUCCCUCGGUUGGAGGUUGAACAAAAUUGCAAUAUGUUAUACAAACAGAAUGUGUGCUUGCAAUAACUUCCGCAUUCAUGAUCAUUUUACAAUAAUACCGUGUGAAUUUGCUUAUCCAGAGUGUCAAUUCUGCAGGUGAAGUUCAUCAGUUGAGAGGGUAGAGGUUUUGAUACAUUUUAGUAGUCACGUGGCUUUCAUUUGCAAUCGAGAAUUAAGUAUUUUUUUUUCGUUCGUCGUGGAUGGGUACUCUGAACGUGCCAAGUGUCAACGUUGCACAAUGACGUGGAAUGAUCGGAAGAGACGACGUUAUCGCUGGUUCCUGAUAACGUCAGUGUUCCUCCAUCCUCUGACAGGAGAGAAAUUUUCCUUUUGUGUGAAUCUUGAAAAUUGAAGAGUAAAAGAUAACGAACGGAGUGUUGAAAAUAAACAACGCAGAAAAAAUAUAUACAGACAAACCUAUUGCUAUAAGAUGGCAAAUAGUCCAUGGAAUGUACUGGUGACGGGGGGUGCUGGUUAUAUCGGUUCUCAUACCGUUUUGGAACUUAUCGGAGAAGGCUUUCAGGUGGUGGUCAUUGAUAAUCUGGGCAAUGCUUAUAAAGGAACUGAAAGCGAUAAGCCAGAAUCUCUGAGGAGAGUGGAAAAGCUCACAAACAAAACUGUAGCAUUUGAAGAAUGUGAUAUAACGGACAAAAGUUCAAUUACCAAAGUAUUUCAAAAGUACAAAUUCCAAUGUGUCAUACACUUUGCUGCACUCAAGGCCGUUGGCGAAUCAUGCGAGAAACCUCUCGAAUAUUACAAGACGAAUGUUGGUGGUACGCUGAAUUUAUUAGAGGCAAUGAGAGACAACAAUGUUAAAAAUUUCAUAUACUCGAGCAGCGCAACUGUCUAUGGUGAUCCUGCAAAAUUGCCUAUCACUGAAGACAUGCCAACGGGAAAUUGCACAAAUCCCUAUGGAAAAACCAAAUACAUGGUCGAAGAAAUACUCAAGGAUCUCUGCAGUUCGGAUAAGUCGUGGUCUGUGAUAUCCCUAAGAUACUUUAAUCCAGUUGGGGCUCAUCUGUCAGGGGAAUUGGGAGAGGAUCCCAGUGGUAUUCCCAACAAUCUGAUGCCUUUCAUAGCUCAGGUUGCUGUUGGAAAGAGAGAAUUGCUGCAAGUUUACGGCAAUGAUUACGACACGCCUGAUGGAACUGGCGUUCGAGAUUACAUUCACAUAACAGAUCUCGCUCUCGGGCACGUGAAAGCGAUAGUUUAUCAAAAAUCUCGAGGCGCGAAUGGCUUCAAUCCUAUAAAUUUGGGAACAGGGAAAGGAAAUUCGGUUCUCGAAGUGAUACACGCUUUUGAAAAAGCCUCGGGAAAAGUGAUCCCGUUCAAAAUAGUGGCUCGUCGUCCAGGCGAUAUUUCUGCCAGUUACGCAGACGCAAGUUUAGCGAAAAAAGAACUCGACUGGACGGCUACAAAAACCAUGGAUGAUAUGUGCGCCGAUACUUGGAAUUGGCAACAAAAAAAUCCUAACGGCUUCAAACCUAAAGUAAAUUGAACAUAAAUAUUUUUUGUCUCGCCUACCAAAAGACAGACCAAAGUAACAAAGUAUUUAAUAUUUGGAUGCCAUAUUUGUUUGAUACGAGAAAAUGCAUAAUGUAAAUUAUAGAGAUGGAAAAUACAAUGACGAAGGUUUACUGGAAGCAUCGUUCGAACAAUUUCAUUGGAUUCGAACAAAAGUUUAGCUGAAUGAUUAAUGAUUUCAAUACACUUUUUGGUUUAGGUGCCAUUGAAAAAAUUCUUUAUUGCUAGUAAUUUGUAUUUGAGGUUUUCAAUUAAUUGCCAGACUCUCCUAUAGAAUAAUUGUUAACCUGAUAGUGGUUUGGAGAAUCUUUAAAAAAAAAAUCUUCGGGGCGUACCGAUGUCAUGUGUAUAUGUAAAUGGGUCCUAAGUCUUAUCGACGUGUACAAAUUUAAUAGGGCAAUAAAAAAAUACUGUUGUUAGUAUAACAACAAUA
Molecule: messenger RNA, 2073 nt
Organism: Venturia canescens
Lineage: Eukaryota; Metazoa; Arthropoda; Insecta; Hymenoptera; Ichneumonidae
Product: UDP-glucose 4-epimerase-like
Exons: 7
Coding region: 547-1614 (355 amino acids)
Biological process (GO): beta-D-galactose catabolic process via UDP-galactose, Leloir pathway
Cellular component (GO): cytosol
Molecular function (GO): UDP-glucose 4-epimerase activity
Source: RefSeq, a predicted model, not a curated record